Molecule: messenger RNA, 1347 nt
Organism: Sinocyclocheilus anshuiensis
Lineage: Eukaryota; Metazoa; Chordata; Actinopteri; Cypriniformes; Cyprinidae
Gene: slc25a24l
Product: solute carrier family 25 member 24, like
Exons: 10
Coding region: 1-1347 (448 amino acids)
Biological process (GO): transmembrane transport
Molecular function (GO): calcium ion binding
Source: RefSeq, a predicted model, not a curated record
AUGGAUCACUUCCGCGGCUUAUUUGAUAAACUCGACAAGAAUAAAGACGGGUUUAUAUCUACAGAGGAGCUGCAGAGUGAAAUGCGACGGAUAGGCGUGGAACCAGUUUGUGAAAAGGUUCAAGCUAUCAUGUCCAGUUAUGACCAAAAUGAGGAUGGACGUCUAAGCUAUCAGGAAUUUCUUAUUUACAUGAUGGACAAAGAGAAGAAAUGGAAAAUAGAUUUCCAUGCCCUUGACAGAAAUAAAUGUGGGUCCAUUGACCUGGAGGAUAUAAUGUCUCUGUUUAAGGAAUUAGGUUUGGUCAUAUCAAAACCCAACGCAAAGCGGAUCAUUCAAAUGAUGGAUGAAGACAACUCUAUGACGGUAGACUGGGAGGAAUUCCUCCAGCACGUCAUCAUUAACCCAGCAGAAAACAUUGGAGAGUUGAUAUCUUCCUGGAAACAUAACCUGGUGUUUGAUGUAGGAGAGAGUCGCUCUAUGCCUGUUGAGUUAACCCAGCAGGAGACUGACCUGUCUAUCUGGGGGAACUUUAUAUUGGCCGCAGGAUUGGCAGAUGCUGUGUCUAGAACUGUGACAGCACCAAUAGACCUGUUAAAGACACGACUUCAGGUUUUUGGAUCCAAAGCUGUGUCUCUGGGAUUCCGAGAGCUGCAGACUGGAGGUUUUAGAUCCUUGUGGCAAGGAAAUGCUGUGAAUGUUCUUAAAGGAACUCCACAAUCAACGCUUCAGUGCUUCAUCUAUGCCCAGAUGAGGAUGUACACACUUGGCGAGAGGGACAGUCUGUCGGUCCAUCAAAGGUUUGGACUGGGCUGUGUGUCAGGGGCCGUGGCACAUGCCGUGUUCUACCCCUUAGAGGUAUUGAAAGUUAGACUCAAUCUCCAGCCUGCUGGUACCUACAAUGGAGUUUUGGGAUGUGCCAGGUUGAUUUACCAGAACGAGUCCGUGUCAGCUUUCUACAGAGGGUUCAAACCCAGCAUACUCUGCAUGAUCCCUUAUGCUGGAGUGGAAUGUGCAGUGCAUCAGUCAAUUAUGAGCUGGGCUAAACAGGAUCCAGAGCACUUCAGUGACUCCAAGCUCUUCCUCUUCAGUUUUGCAGCAUUUGCAUCAGGACAGGCCACCAGUUACCCUCUUGCUGUCAUCAGAACUCACCAGCAAGCUCAAGCUUUCUGUUCAAGCUCACAGAAGCCUACAGAUGCUCUUCAAGGACUCUUUGGAAUCUAUGAGAAAUAUGGAGUCAGAGGUUUUUAUAAUGGAAUGGGUGCUAGCUUUCUAAGAGCGGUUCCUUGUGCUUUACUGAAUUACACCCUGACCUCAAAAUUUGAGACAUUGCUUUCUUCGUUAUUAUAA